AUGAAAUCCCCCACCUCCCUCCGCUCCUCCCUCCUCCUCAAUACCACAACCUCAUUCUGCUCCUCCCUGACCCAAUCCCAACCGAUCCCCCCCCUCGACCUAAUCCACCGAUUCUUCGUCUCCUCACCAAAAGUCACCGAGCACGGUCCCGAAUGGGCGCGCUCUCGUCUGCCGUUCUUGAGCAAGACGUUUAGUGGCAGGAAUGGGUGUGUUGAGUAUUUUGAGCUGCUUGGGGAGACGCUGAAGAUGGAGAUGGGGGAGGGGACGUUUCCGAGUAAGGAGAGUGGGGAGUGGGUUGUUGAUGAGGGGGGUUGUGUUGAGGGAGGAGAAGACGAGGGAGUUGUGACUGUUGUGGGAAAAGCGAGGUUUGAAAGUUUGAAGACGGGGAAGGGUUGGGAGGAGAAGUUUAUUUAUAGGUUCAGUGGGUUUGAUAGCUCCGGGAAGAUUGGACACUGGGAGAUUUGGGCUGAUCCGUUGAGUGCUUGGGUUGCUUGUGAGGAGGGAAAAUUCUGA
This is a messenger RNA of Mollisia scopiformis, 513 nucleotides long. RefSeq lists its product as uncharacterized. The coding region runs from base 1 to 513 and encodes 170 amino acids. NCBI's taxonomy places the organism in Eukaryota, Fungi, Ascomycota, Leotiomycetes, Helotiales, Mollisiaceae. The transcript has a single exon. The record is from RefSeq and is a predicted model, not a curated record.